Phragmites australis (common reed) is the source of this 1400-nucleotide messenger RNA. RefSeq names its product zinc-finger homeodomain protein 11-like. Bases 190 to 858 code for a protein of 222 amino acids. The record is from RefSeq and is a predicted model, not a curated record. Gene Ontology annotation, cellular component: nucleus. Gene Ontology annotation, biological process: regulation of developmental process; regulation of DNA-templated transcription. The transcript has 2 exons. Gene Ontology annotation, molecular function: transcription cis-regulatory region binding; DNA-binding transcription factor activity. Lineage: Eukaryota; Viridiplantae; Streptophyta; Magnoliopsida; Poales; Poaceae.
AUUACAGCUCAUAGAUCCCCGGAGUAGAUCUCUCUCCUCUGGACCUCCCACGUAGCAUGCAUUGAACAGCUGCUGCACAAGGAGCAACAUGGUAGCAGUAGACUAGUCCUAGUAGAGAGAGAAGUGAAGAAGCAACCAAGCAAAGAAGGAGCGCAACUGUGCAAGAAGGGAGGAGGAGGAGAGCGCGCAAUGGAGCAGCAGCACCAGGAGCGGCCGCGGGAGGUGUACCGCGAGUGCAUGCGCAACCACGCGGCGAAGUUGGGCACGUACGCUUCCGACGGCUGCUGCGAGUACACCCCCAACGACGGCCACCCCGCCGCGAUGCUCUGCGCCGCCUGCGGCUGCCACCGCAACUUCCACCGGAAGGCGUUCCUCGACGCCGCCGCGGUGGCGCCCGCGGCAAUGCUGCCCUCCCCGGGCUCGCCGCCGGGCUACGGCAUGCACAUGGCGGUGGCAGCCGGCAUGGGCGGCGGCGAAGGUGGAGCGCUCGGCGGCCACGGCUCUGGGGGCAGGCGGCGGACGCGGACCAAGUUCACGGAGGAGCAGAGGGCGCGCAUGGCCCAGUUCGCGGAGCGGCUCGGGUGGCGGAUGCCCAAGCGGGAGCCCGGCCGUGCGCCAGGGGACGACGACGUGGCGCGCUUCUGCCGGGAGAUCGGGGUCACCAGGCAGGUCUUCAAGGUCUGGAUGCACAACCACAAAGCCGGCGGCGGCAGAGGGGGUGCCGGCACCGGGGGUGUCGCUCAGACGUCGUCAUCGACGACGCGGGGCGGCGGCGUUGGCGUAGGGAGCAUGUCGCCGGCGAUGGGCCGCGACGGCGAGGACGACGAGGAGUUGAGGGGCAGCGAGAUGUGCAUGUAGCAUCCGCAGUACGUACGUGGCGCCGUGGCAAUGGCAUCGCUAUCUUGCUGGGAUAGUAAACUACUUUGCUGAUUCCUUUCGGAGGACUAACACAGCCCUAUUGAUUUUGCGGCCGCUAUGCCACCUCUGCCACCUCGGUUUUCCAUCUGAAGAUCACAACCCCAUCACUAUCAAUCAGAAUUUGCAGUCGCUUUGAUAGAAAUCCUUAUGACUUGGGUGAUUUAUUUUUUGAUUAAAAAAUCUCUAGAGCAACCCUUACUCCGAACAGGCCCGUCUUUAGUAGAUCCCUUGUGUGGAUAUUCCACUGUCCCAGAGCUUCAAACUUCAAAGCCUACCAUUAGUUCGAACCCUGGAACACCUUGUAUGACUACGCUCAGACCUUCAAUUUCUGCGAUCCUCUACGAAUAUUGCACCGAGGGAGGCUCAAAAAUACAUUUCCACACCCGUGUGAAAACGAGUGCUCUGUGGUACUCGGUCAGGACCACCCCAACUAGAACGGCCUUGACUCGGGUCCUAAUCCAUUCCCAGCAGCUCCUUGGGGC